AUGCGGACGCUGCUGGUGCUGUCAGACCCGGGCGGCAGUAGCAGCGGCGGCAGCGGCGCGGAGCGCUACUGCGGGUGGGUGGACGGCGGCAGGGGGGAGCUGACUGUGGGAGACUUUUACAGCAACGACACCGUGAAGUCCGUCUUCCUGGACUACAUCGCCGCCCUGCUGUCCCACACCAACGCCAUCACCGGGGAGGAGUACCGCUUUGACCCCGCGAUUCUCGGAUGGCAGCUGGGCAUGGGACCGCUGGACCCGGGCCACCCUGGCUCAAACAGGCUCAAGGGCUGGGUGAAGCAAAUCGCUGCCUACGUGCGCCAGCGCGCCCCACACCACCUCAUCUCCGCCGGCGCCGACGGCACUUUCGGCCCGAGCUCGCCGCACCACCGGCGGCGCAACGGCGAGCGCCUGCCGCCGCGCAGCCCGCUGCACCCGCUGGCGGUCCCACCGGGGAUGGUGCACGAUGCGGUGUGCACGGGCUCUGACUUUUACGUGCACUCCAGCCCCUGGGAGGUCGACCUGGCCUCCUUCGAGCUCGACCCUGCCGGCCGCCUAGCCUGCGGCGACGGCUGCCGGCUGCAGUGGGCGCGCGAGGCGUUCUCGGCACACCUACAGUACGCCUCCAGAAGCCGCUCCUCGCCUGCGGCGCUGGCGCCGGGCUCGGGCCCCGGCUGA
Messenger RNA from Monoraphidium neglectum, 675 nucleotides. Its product is annotated as Putative mannan endo-1,4-beta-mannosidase 5. The coding region runs from base 1 to 675 and encodes 224 amino acids. Gene Ontology annotation, molecular function: hydrolase activity, hydrolyzing O-glycosyl compounds. The transcript is spliced from 6 exons. The record is from RefSeq and is a predicted model, not a curated record. NCBI's taxonomy places the organism in Eukaryota, Viridiplantae, Chlorophyta, Chlorophyceae, Sphaeropleales, Selenastraceae.